Messenger RNA from Aspergillus sclerotioniger CBS 115572, 1721 nucleotides. RefSeq names its product CRAL-TRIO domain-containing protein. The transcript is spliced from 5 exons. The record is from RefSeq and is a predicted model, not a curated record. Bases 96 to 1475 code for a protein of 459 amino acids. Lineage: Eukaryota; Fungi; Ascomycota; Eurotiomycetes; Eurotiales; Aspergillaceae.
CACGGGCCGGCCAGCAAACCCCUGAACCCAUCGAGAUCCGAGUUUGCCCUCAGAUGCACUCCUGACAGACUUACACACUUCAUCUAUUCAUCAUCAUGGCUACCACAACCGGAUUCAUCGGCAACCUGACUCAGGAUCAGGAAGCCAAACUGCGGCAGCUUUGGUCUAUUGUUUUGACCUUGCUAGACGUUAAGUCCCUUCAGAAUGGCGAUGCUCCAGCGCAACUCGAGCGCCAAAGCACGUCGCUCUCCCGUGCCGACACCGUCGUCUCCGCGAAUGGUCAGACGGCCUUUACGGAGGAUUUGUCCCGGGUGCUUCAGAAGAACGGCAUGAGCAGCGCCGACAUCAAGUCUGUUCGAGAGACCUUGAGCAGCAGCUCGACUGACGACCUCCGCUCUGGCCUGCUGUACAUCGCCAAGCAUGACUCCCCUGAUGUCCUCCUCCUUCGCUUCCUACGCGCUCGCAAGUGGGAUGUCGGCAAGGGCUUUGGGAUGAUGUUGAGGGCGAUGGUGUGGCGCAAGAACCAGCAUGUCGACGACAAGGUGAUUGCCAACCCGGAGCUGGACGCAUUGGUCACAUCCCAGAAUACAGUGGAUACUGCUGCAGCCAAAGAGUGCAAGGACUUUCUGGACCAGAUGCGCAUGGGCAAGUGCUACAUGCAUGGGACCGACCGGCACGGCCGGCCUGUCCUGGUGGUGCGAGUAAAGUUCCAUCAGCCCUCGAAGCAGAGCGAGGCGGUGAUCAACCGGUUUAUCCUACAUACGAUUGAGACGGCCCGGUUGUUGCUGGCGCCCCCGACAGAGACAGUGACCAUCAUCUUUGACAUGACGGGCUUUGGCCUUUCCAACAUGGAAUACGCGCCCGUGAAAUUCAUCAUUGAGUGUUUCCAGGAGAACUACCCCGAGUCGCUCGGGAACAUGCUCAUUCACAAUUCACCUUGGGUCUUCUCCGGCAUCUGGAAGAUCAUCAAGGGCUGGAUGGAUCCGGUGAUUGUGUCCAAGGUCAACUUCACCAGCAAGGUGUCGGAUCUGGAAAAGUUCAUCGCACCGGAGCAGAUCCCGAAGGAGCUCAAGGGCAAGGAGGACUGGGCGUAUGAGUACAUAGAGCCGGUGGCGGGCGAGAACGACCUGAUGGCAGACACGGAGACCCGCGAUCGCAUCUUCGCGGAGCGACUGAAGAUUGGCGAGGACCUGCUGCUCCGGACAUCGGAGUGGGUGGCUGCCAGCCAGCAGAACGACGGAGCAGCCGCGGCGACGGCCAAGAGCCAGCGGACGCAGACGAUUGAGACGUUGCGACAGAACUACUGGCAGCUGGAUCCAUAUGUGCGCGGGCGCACGUACCUGGACCGGGUUGGGGUCGUCAAGAAGGGGGGAAAGAUUGACUUUUAUCCCAGCCCGAAGGCACCGGAGAUGGCGAAGAGCUUGGGGGUGGAGCAUUUUGAAGGCGCACAAGUCAAGGUGGUGGACCUGCGAUAGAUGCAUGAUGGCUAAUUAGCAGGAGGUAUUUCAUCAAUUGGCCGGAUGGUGUAGUUGGUUAUCACGUAUCGUUAACACCGAUAAGGUCCUGGGAUCGAGCCCCAGUCUGGUCAUUGUUUUUGUUUUUGUUCAUGUUUGGGUCUGGGUUUGAGUUUGGCGUUGUUUGUUUCUAAGUUUGUACUAAUGCCGAACCAGCUAGUGCCGCGCACUCCUGGAUUCAAUUCCAACGAGUCGCUUCAAUCUAAU